CUUAAUAACGUCAAUCAACCUAUCGGAACAUGCAUCGUAAUCGCUGUCAGUGUUAUCGAAUCGGAGCACAGGCACAACAAGACAACAACGAAGAGUAAAUAACGUAAAGACAGAGGAGAAGUUGAAAAAGAACUUGGGGGGGAAAACAAUAAAUAAAUAAGCAGACAGGCAAACGCAGCAGAUUGUCUCCAAGCGGGGAGUUUCUUUGUGCCAGCCGCUAGACCUUCCGAUCUUGAGGGAGAGAAAGAGGGCCAAGAGUGGAGAGAGGCAGCCGAAGUGUGUGUGUGUGUGGAGUGUGGAGUGAGGAGUGUGUGUGGACGCAGUGCGCUGGAAGAGCAUGAGCAACUAGUGUCCAGUUACGGUGUCCCGUGUCCAGCCUAUGUUUAUCCCUCUAUGGUGUCGUCAGCAACAUGAACCUGGAAUCGCUCUUCCGCGACUUUAAUCCCUGCAAGUUCAUCGUACACUGCAGCCUUUUCACCUUUGUCACGCUCUUUGCCCUGCGCCUGGACAACUAUAUUGAUUGGCCCUUUUGGGCCAUUUUUACACCGCUUUGGAUAUGGAAGAGCACCGCCAUUCUGGGCGCCAUUGUGGGUGCCAUUGUCUGGUGCCGCUAUCCACACUAUCGCCUCGAAGGCGAUGCCUAUACACAGUUCAAGGCCAUGCUUAUAUCACUGGCCCUGCACCUGAUCCUAUUGAUGUUCGAGCUGCUGGCCUGCGAUAAGUUAACCUCGGAUCGUCAUCUCUGGGUGCUGGUCUUUAUACCUCUGAUCUUUGGUUCGGUGGUCAGUGUGGGUGCCUGCGUUUGGGCCGUCAAACAUGAUCGCUCCUUUGAGCUGGAGCUCUUUCUGGCUGUCAAUGCAUUGCAGUUUGUCUCGCUGCCCCUGAAGCUGGAUCGCUUUGUGUACUGGAACUGGGAUGUGGUGUUUGUGCCCAUGUGGAUUGUGAUCUGCCUGAGCCUAGUCAGCGUUCUGUACAACAUCAUCUUUUGCGGCAUUAUGAUGCGAACGCCGGAGGUCUCGUUGCAGCAGAAGAAGGCGGCCCUGAAUGCGGCUGUGGGUAACAUAUGCACGGUGCUGCCGCUGUUUUGCUUCCAGGUGGUCAUUUGUGACAAGCUGGAUGGUGAGCUGAAAUUCCCCUAUGUUGUGGUUUUCUCACCUCUGUUGGUCUCCAUCCUGGCGCUGAUUUUCCUCAGCUUUACGGCCAAGGGGGGCAAUAUGUGGUGGUUUGGCAUCCGUAAAUCCUUUAGCCAGUUCCUCCUGUCGGCUAUGCCCUUCCUGCAGGAGUAUGGCAACAUUAGCUAUCAUGCCGAGACGAUCAGCAAUGCUGGACAAUCGGUGCCACUGGAUGCCACAUCCUCGUCCACGAGCACGGGGACGGGCAGCGAGCAGCUGCAUGAGUUCGGGCGGCACGACAAGAAGGCCAAGAAGGCGGCCAAAAAUGAUAUCCUCAAGCCGGUGGUGCCCUUUGUCAGCAUCGAUUUGCCGGACUAGACUAUAAAAUGGACAAGAGAGAGCACGCACUGCACAUGGAGCUACAGCAAAUAACAAUAACCAUAGCAAGAACCACGUAGAAUUAAGGACAGACUCUCAGCACAAAACAUAUGCUCACCUUUGUUCAGGUGUUUAUAUUAAACAUACUCCUCCCCCACCCCCCCAGUCACACUCAGACACACACACACACAUACACACAUCGGCCGUAGCUUUUAGACUUGUACUGAAUUUUAAUUGUAAGCCAAAUGCUAACACCAUCCACAUCCCAAUCAUUCAUCUCCUUCCGCCAGGCACUCCUAGCAUAUAAUAGCUGUACAUAAGACAUAUGCAUAUAUAUAUAUAUAUGACACUGGCUAAAAUUCAAAAUCUAGACCCAAAUCGGCGCUUCAUCAUAUUGACAAGCAUACCAAAAUCCUUUAUCCCCUGGACACCCAUCUAUAAUUAAACGUAUAUGUAUGUCUGUA
This is a messenger RNA of Drosophila serrata, 1954 nucleotides long. Its product is annotated as transmembrane protein 185B. The record is from RefSeq and is a predicted model, not a curated record. Lineage: Eukaryota; Metazoa; Arthropoda; Insecta; Diptera; Drosophilidae.